AUGAGACUCCGCGAAAAGAUUCGCCCGCCAGAGCGCUUUAAUCAAGAACAGUUUUCCAGCCCGUGCCCACAGAAGCCUCUUCGUGAACCUCCAACGCCAGACCGUCCCAGAUUUAUUCCGUUCAACUCCAAUCUUCCUCCUGCGGCGUUUCCCACCUUAGACAAUGCAACCCCCCCAACGCGUGAUGACGGACAAGAAUAUGAACGAGGACGACAUGUCAGCACUUCAAUGCCCGCCAGGGAGCAUACCAAAAGUGGUCACAGGGGAGAGAAAAAGCUGGAGGAAGACGCAAUGGCAUGCUUACAGAAUCACCCCCCAGAAACCUUCGAAAACCUGAUUGCAAGUAACGGGGAGCUUAACCCAGUCUACAUGAGAAACAUGGCCGUCCUGGCCACUAUGGGCAGGGAGUCACCAAUCGAUGGAGCCAUGGCGGACAGUGAUAUAGACGAGGUUAUGCUUGAUGCUUCUGAUGAGGAUAAGGUGGAGAUACCCUCACCGACACUCCAGCCGAAGUGGAGUGACCUUUCUCCCCAAAUUCAAGUUGAGAUCGUCAACAACAUGCUUCGAGAUAUCGACUGGUUAACCAUGUGCCACUUAUUGGGGCUCACCGCAGAGGAGCGUGAGGAAGUCCAGAAAAACAUCCUUCUGCGAGAGCAGCAGGCAAAGCAGGAAGACUUACACCUGGAGGAGAUGCGAGCAAAGCAGCUGAGGGCGCUUCUGAGGACUGACAACACGACUCGAGGCUACAACCGAGUUCCGCACCAGGGCGUUUUCAGCAAGAUCUCCCGCCGGUUCUCGGGCAAGUUGCAAGAUACCUUCAACUCAGACUUCCUGUUAUGCCACGCCAACGAAGUUUUGGAUGCCAAAUUAUUUCUAUGCACGCGGGGGGUGGAUCGAAAGUAUGCUGGAGAAUGGAGCAGUGGCAUAUCUGCGUGGUGGGUCCCCGAGGAUCAUGACUUCGGGUUGCGCUUAGAAGGUGAUUGGAAAUCUGAGCCAUGCGCUGUGGACUUCUCCGGCCUUUCUGCAAAUGGCUCAGCACAUGGAGCUUUUGAUGCUGAUGCAGCUGAGUUGCCUACGCGCCAUAGGGUAUCUUCGACCAGUAUGACAGCUAGAUACUGUCCCAACCCUGCAAGGAAUUGGCAACUGCAUAAAGGUGACGUGAAUUGCCUCCUGCAAUGGCGCCCAAAUAGUCACCAGACCAGGCCGGAGAGAGUCUACUACAACCGUCGGGAGAAUGGGCUACUAUGUCUGGGUAUCACCGAGGAGAGGUUCGCUCAAUAUAGUGAUACCAGAUGGAAGUAUGUCAAACCAGAGUGGACAUUUAGGCAGCCGCCGCUGGACUGGCUGUUCCACGAGAAGCCUCCACCAAGCCUUGAAAAACUUUAUGGACUUAACCGCUCAAAGCCUGUGUCAAACAAGCCCCAGCAAGCGGCUUUUGUUCCCUCGACGCGGCCCUCGGAGACAAAUGUCGGGGGAAAUGGAGCCCACAGCCGUGGCGUCCACACUGCAUCUUCUCUGAGGGUAGUACAGCGACACGAAGGAUUGAGGUCAGAGGUACAGAGACGAGCACCGGCGAUGCAAAACAGUGACAGAAUGUAUGUUACCUUUUCUGAGUCAGGGCAAACUUCUAGUCCUACAAUCUGGUCCCCACAAGCAACCCCAGAGAAAACAGUGUCCCUGACCGGCUCAGACUGCCUCUCCACAGGGGAUAGGGAUAGAUCCCCACCCGCAAACACGAAGUCACCUAUACCACUGGAUUCUAAGGAGAAUUCCACUGAAUCUUCUGACCACAAGGUAGAGCACUUUUCGAACGACGACCCGGGGUCGGACAGCUGCUCCCAAGGGCCAGCUCAACUAGAAUUCACAGAGGAACGAAUAAGCCACACAAAUGAGGAAAAUAACAGCGGUGAUGAUGGAGGGGAGGACGAGCAAGAUGAAGACGAGGUCGUGCUUCUACCCGUUUCGGCGUUUUCCAGGGCGACUGGAGAGAAGACUGACCGUGACAGACGAUAG
Molecule: messenger RNA, 2013 nt
Organism: Aspergillus ibericus CBS 121593
Lineage: Eukaryota; Fungi; Ascomycota; Eurotiomycetes; Eurotiales; Aspergillaceae
Exons: 2
Coding region: 1-2013 (670 amino acids)
Source: RefSeq, a predicted model, not a curated record